CUUCUCAAUUGCGCCUGUGACGUGUCCUUGUCAUGUGACCAGGCGGUCAGAUAAAAACCGGGCAAAGAUCCGCCCCCACGGUGAUUCUGGUCAGUCCCAUUCGUCGGGUUCCGCGCGCAGCCUUCACUCCAAACAUCCGAAAGCUCCAAGCAUAUGGAAAUAGAAGCGGGGCUUUCUCUCCGGCGCGCGCUCACCUCUCCUCCUCUUCAUCACAUGAGUUUUUGACGCGCAUCCCACCGUCCUCCUCCUCCUCUGGCGUCGGGACGCACCGCCGUGAGCGAGCCAUGACUCUGAGCGCAGAGAUGUCGGAUGCCUCCAUCCUCUCGGAAGAGACCGACAUCGACGUGGUCGGGGAAGGCGAAGACGGGGAGCACCAGGUGGCGGAUGAGGUGGCGCAGAUGCACGACGGCAUCCUGCUGGCCGGCUCCCCAUCUCCGUGUCUGGACAGCUCCGCCUCCUCCAGGGAUGCCUACAAGCCGGCGGGUAAGAACACCCUGGUGAAGCCCCCGUACUCCUACAUCGCCUUAAUCACCAUGGCCAUCCUGCAGAGCCCCAAAAAGCGCCUGACCCUCAGCGAGAUCUGCGACUUCAUCAGUAACCGCUUCCCUUAUUACCGGGAGAAGUUCCCCGCCUGGCAGAACUCCAUCAGACACAACUUAUCCCUCAAUGACUGCUUUGUCAAGAUUCCGAGGGAGCCCGGGAAUCCCGGGAAGGGGAACUACUGGACUCUGGACCCGGAGUCGGCUGAUAUGUUCGACAAUGGGAGCUUUCUGAGGCGCAGGAAACGCUUCAAGCGCCAGCAGGCGCAGGACCUGCUGCGGGAGCACAACGGCUUCCUCCCCGCCGCUGCGUACGGUUACGCACCGUACGGCUGCGGCGGAUACGGCCUGCAGCUGCAGUCCUACCACACACACUCUGCGCUCUUUGCUUUCCAGCAGCAGCAGCAGCACUCCAGGCAUUCACACGCAGGAACCAUUAUCCCCUCACCUUCUCUGAUGCCCCCCAGCACGGACUUAUCCAGAAGUAGUCGCUUUUACCCCCAGCUGGGCUCCAGUCUGGGUUCCUCCGGCGCGCAGGCUGCGUCCCCGGCGCACAAGUCCGGCUCCCCGGCGCAGCGCUCCCCCUUCUCCAUAGAGAGCAUCAUCGGAGGCUCGCUCAGCCCCUCCCGGACUUCUCCGGUGAUUGUCCCGGUCCUACCCUCUUCCUUGGGUCAGCCGCAGACGGUCCACCCCGGAGCGGUUUUACACCCGGUCGAAAACUUUCCGGGCAGAGUCGCCGGCGGCACCGGCGCCUGCUGAAACAAAACAAACACUAAAAAACUAAACUAAAAACUGACCAAGAAACUUUUGAAAAUCAACAAAAACACAAAAACGCCCCUCUUUGAAGGUAGGAGGAUUUUUGUCUGUUUGUUUGCAGCUGAAUGACGGACAUGCAGAACCCGAUUUGUGCCUAUAUUCAUGCUGUUUAUGACGAUAGCCUCUAUAUUUAUGUUAUGAAUUUCUUUCUCGGUGUGAAUCAGACUUUUUCCUUUUGGAUGUUUUUAUUUUGGUGAUUCAGUCACUGUUUUAGGGCGUCUCAGGAUCCUAAAUGAUCACAUGUUUAAAGGCUAAUUCAUGUACUGGUGUCAAACACAAACAUGUUUUGUAAAAAAAAAAAAUCAAAACUUAAAAGUUUGAAGGUUUUGAUUUGAAUUUUGUAUUAAAAAGAGAAAGAAAAAACAUUUAUAAUAAUUAUAUGCAGUGUGUUCAUUUCAGUAAUAAAACAUUGUACACUUUUGGCAAACAUUGUAACUGAAGUGUGAUAUUUUUACAAUUUGUUUUAAAAUAAAUAUCAUUUUGCAAGAAAACUAUAAAGGAAAUUUAUUGAUUUGUGGGGUUUUUGCGCGCUCGUGUUUGGAUCCGCACUUUUCUGCGUCUUUUUUCUAAAGCUCAGAUAGACUUUUUUUGCGUUUCCAUUUGACCUCUCCCACACUCAUCCUCGUUAAUUACAGUGAGCGGACGUGGAGGGUGUCAGCCGGGUGAGACGGGGCCGCUUUUUGCCAGGUUUACAGCGGUGUUGAUGUCAACAGCUGCGGCCACAUUUGGAGGAAACUCUCCUCCAGCUAAAAUAUUUCAUUAUCUGCUCCCGUUUGACACGUGAAAUUGGGGCCCUGUGGGGUCAGACUUAAAAAUCCACUCAUCAUUUGAUAGUUUUUGUCACAUUUUCCCCUAAAAAAGCCAAACUAAGUGCACAUUUUACGCAAACUCCGGCUUGGUUUUUGCGCUCCCCCUUUGCUGUCACGAUGCUGCACGUCAAGACCCCU
Molecule: messenger RNA, 2302 nt
Organism: Oryzias melastigma (Indian medaka)
Lineage: Eukaryota; Metazoa; Chordata; Actinopteri; Beloniformes; Adrianichthyidae
Gene: foxd1
Product: forkhead box D1
Exons: 1
Coding region: 285-1298 (337 amino acids)
Biological process (GO): regulation of transcription by RNA polymerase II; anatomical structure morphogenesis; cell differentiation
Molecular function (GO): RNA polymerase II cis-regulatory region sequence-specific DNA binding; DNA-binding transcription factor activity, RNA polymerase II-specific
Source: RefSeq, a predicted model, not a curated record